This is a messenger RNA of Cooperia oncophora, 201 nucleotides long. The record is from the annotation of a GenBank genome assembly. Lineage: Eukaryota; Metazoa; Nematoda; Chromadorea; Rhabditida; Trichostrongylidae.
AUGAUGGCGUGCAGAAACGCAGUACGGGCUUUAUCAAACAUGUUCGAUGUAUCCUUGAAACCGAAAUGUCUCGACGUGAGCAAGUGCGCCGCUAUUGUCGUGAGAAGGAUCCGGGCGAAGAGGAGCGGAGUGCCAAGUUGUCGGAGGUUAUUCAUCAUGACGGGAUUUCGUGUGAACUUGGUCACUGUUAUCUAUCGAUAA